AUGUCCAAGGUCGUAUCGCAGCGGAUCCCCGCAUCGUCCCUCCGCUCCCAGCGCCGCAACGCCCACGCCUUCUCCCUCCGCCACCCCUCCCUCUUCGACGUCGACAUGGGCGCCGCAGGGCACCACGACGGCGGGUCGCAGUCGGCCUCGGCCACGGCGGCUGCGUCGAUAGCCUCGCGCAGCUCCCGCCGCAACAGCCACCAGAGCACGCGCCGCAAGCAUCGGGGCGCCGCAGCGGCCAGUAACGAGGACCGCCGCGCCACCACGGCCGCCACCGCCGCCACCUCCUACCUUCGCCCUGGACCGUUCACCACCCACGGCGCGGAUCCGCGGGACGGCGACCGGCUGCUCGAGUCCGAGGGCGACGACGGUGUCGACAUGGUCCGGGUCGUCGAGCGGCAGGACGUCUUCCACCUGAUCCACGAGAUCCGCCGCGACCUGCGCACCACAAUCGACACCCACCUCACCUGGGAGGAGCUGACGAGCGUCGACCUCAACUUCACCAUUGUGCGGCCGCUGGCCAUCAAGUACAGCGGCUUCCGCUCCAUCGCCAUCCUCUACUGCCUGCUGCUCAACCGCAUCUUUUUCCAGCGCGAGGCGAACCGCGACCUCGCCUUCCAGUCGGUCAACCUCACCCGCGCCGCCCUGUGCGAGCUGCUGGCCAUCAAGCUGCUGCGCACCUUUUCCAACGACGGCCUCGAGCUCGUCACGGCGCUCUCGGCCUCGUUCCACCCGCUGUCGGGCGCCACCGACGCCGAGCUGGCCGAGCUGGCCGCCUCGUCGUCGUCGAUCUCGCUCGACGAGAUCCGCGGCCAAGGCCUGCCGGCCGAGCAGUACUCGUCGACGCUCGAGCUCGCCAUCCUCUCCAAGGCCAAGAAGCUCAUCAGCUCGCCCCUCUGCCAGCGCUGCAUCGACGGCAUCUGGCACGGCAAGGUCGUCCUGUCGCCCGUCCAGGCGUCACACGCCAUCGUCAACGACAGCUACAAGCGCCGGCCGCUCAGCAUCUACGACCCGCACAAGGCGCCCCUGCUCAACCACCUGCGCCUGCGCGUCCCCAGCAUCCGCAGCAAGCUCGAGUUCUUCAACUUCCUCGUCAUCCUCGUCCUCUACGUGCUGGCGCUCGCCCAGAAGGGCUCGCCCACCUGGACGGCCGCCGAGACCCUCUUCGCCCUGUGGGUCGUCGGCUUCGCCGUCGACGAGCUGGCCCAGCUGCAGGAGCGCGGCCUCGCCCACUACCUCACCUCGUUCUACAACCUGCUCGACUUUUCCUUUUGCCUCAUCUCGCUCUUCUGGCUCGGGCUGCGCGUCUCGGCGCUGCGCCACGGCCUACCGGCCCGCAGCGACCUCAGCUUCGACUGCCUCGCCCUUGGCGCCGUCCUCCUCUGCCCGCGCGUCGCCAGCGCGCUGGUGCAGGACAACGUCGUCAUGCUCAGCCUCAAGGCCAUGAUCUCGGACUUUGCCUUCUUCACCGUCCUCGCCUGCGUCUGCUUCUCGGGCUUCGCCGUGUCCUUCACCAUGCUCGCCUCGGACCCGCGCUGGACGUUCAAGGAGGUGCUCUGGCUGAUGCUCAAGGUGUGGUUCGGGUCGAGCUACCUCGGCUUCGACGAGGCCAAGAGCUUCACCCUCGAGUUCGGCCCGCCCCUGAUGAUCCUCUAUACGAUCCUCUCCAACACCCUGCUGCUGACGGUGCUCAUCUCGCUGCUGUCCAACACGUUCCAGAUCGUUGCCAUGAACGCCGCAGAGGAGGCCAUGUACCAGUUCGCCUGCAAGACGAUGGCGGGCAUCAGCACCGACGCCAUCUUCAGCUACCAGCCGCCGCUCAACCUGCUCGCCGUCAUCGUCGUCAUGCCGCUCAGCUACGUGCUGACGCCGCGCUGGCUGCACAAGAUCAACGUCCUCAUGAUCCGGCUCACCUCGUUCCCCGUGCUGCUCGUCAUCCGCUUCUGCGAGCUCCACUCGUUUGGCGCCGGCAUCAGCCUGUCGGCCGAGCGAGGCAAGAGCCUCAUCUCGUGGAUGCCCAUCAUCAACUCGAGCCUCGACGGCUGGGGCGGCAACGGCGGCCUCGACGUCAUCGAGGCGGCGUUCGAGUACCGCCCCGCCACCACCUCGUCGUCGUCGUCGUCGGCCAGCGACGGCGGCGGCUCCGACACCGACGGCGACGGCGACAGCGACGGCGACACCACCGACGGCGGCAGCAGCAGCGUCCGCAGGCGCCACAUGGACGGCAGCUGGGAAGAGCGCGCAGCCGAGCGCUUCGACCAGGUCGUCUCGGAGCGCGGCAGCGGCGCCAACACCGCCAAGGCCAAGGCGGAGCCGGCUCGAGAGCGGCGCGACGACGCCUCGGACGCCCCCGCGGCGGCGGCGGCAGAGGCAGAGGCCCAUCUGGUCGACCUGGGCAAGCCUCCUGGAGCUGCCGGCGCCGACAAGCCCAGGCCGGCAGAGGCCGACGGCGACAAGCCCACGAUCGAGGUGUCGUCCGCCUCGCCCGGACAGAGCGUCGACAGGCCUCCCGAGAGGGCCGAGCGACCUCGGAGGGCAAAGACGACGUCGACAGCCAAGCAUCAGGCCCGCCGCAACUACGAGCCCCGCGCCCUCGGCUCGCUCAGCUCGCCGCUGGCCAAGCUGUACGGCCGCUUCAACCAGCAGCAGCAGCCGCAGCAGCCGCAGCAGCCGCAGCAGCCACCGUCGCAUCCCGAUGGCGAGAGUCGCACCGCGGCGCGACGAAGGUCGAGCAGGCGCGAUGCCAAGCAGGUCCAAGAGGGGCCCUCGACUCCGUCGCGCGACGGCGACUGGCACGACGACGGAGACAAGGACGGAGCGGUCGCCGAGGCGGACGGCGGCGGUGGCGGAGGGCGGUCGCGCUCGGAGUCGGCGCCGCGUGCGCCGGUCGCGCGCGACGAUGUGACCGAGACGCGCCACUUGAUGGACAAGAUGCGCGAGAUCGAGGCGCGCAACAAGCGCAUCGAGGUGAGCCGGCCCGGUACCGCACCGCACCUCACCGCACCGCACCGCACCACACCGCACCACACCGCACUGUGA
Pseudozyma flocculosa PF-1 is the source of this 3039-nucleotide messenger RNA. RefSeq lists its product as uncharacterized. NCBI's taxonomy places the organism in Eukaryota, Fungi, Basidiomycota, Ustilaginomycetes, Ustilaginales, Ustilaginaceae. Gene Ontology annotation, cellular component: membrane. Gene Ontology annotation, molecular function: monoatomic ion channel activity. Bases 1 to 3039 code for a protein of 1012 amino acids. The record is from RefSeq and is a predicted model, not a curated record. The transcript is spliced from 2 exons. Gene Ontology annotation, biological process: transmembrane transport; monoatomic ion transport.